Molecule: messenger RNA, 882 nt
Organism: Linum tenue
Lineage: Eukaryota; Viridiplantae; Streptophyta; Magnoliopsida; Malpighiales; Linaceae
Source: the annotation of a GenBank genome assembly
AUGCUAGCAACCGGCUCAAACGCCGGCGGCAUCGCCAUCUACUGGGGCCAAAACGGCCCCGCGGAGGGCACGUUGGCCCAGACCUGCGCCACAGGGAAUUACCAGUUCGUCAACAUAGCCUUCCUGCCCGUUUUCGGGCAGGGUCGUCGCGCCCCUGCCCUGGACCUCUCGGGCCACUGCGACCCUAGUUCGACAGGGGGUUGCAGUGGACUGUCCUCCGACAUCCGGUCGUGCCAAUCGAGAGGAACAAAAGUGUUCCUCUCGAUCGGCGGCGGGGCGGGGAGGUACUCCCUGUCCUCCACCGUGGACGCCAGGCGGUUCGCGAUUUAUCUCUUCAACAGCUUCCUGGGCGGCGGGAGGCAGCCGGCUUCCGUGGUGGCCUCCCGCCGCCCGCUCGGUCCGGCCGUGCUCGAUGGGAUCGAUUUCGACAUCGAGCUCGGCUCGAACAGGCACUACGACGAGCUGGCGAGAUUUCUCUCCCAGUUGGGCGGUCGGGGGAGGAAUCGAGUUUACUUAUCCGCGGCUCCGCAGUGCCCGUUCCCCGACGUGAUGAUGGGCGGCGCGCUGCAGACGGGUCUGUUCGACUACGUGUGGGUUCAGUUUUACAACAAUCCGCAGUGUGAGUUUAAGCCGAGCGGUGGGGGGGUGAAGGAUCUGGUGGACGCGUGGAAGAAAUGGAAUGGGAUUCCGGCGGGAGAGAUAUUUUUGGGUCUCCCGGCGUCUCGGAGCGCGGCCGGCAGUGGGUUCGUUGCGGCGGGUGAUCUUGUGUCCGAGGUUCUUCCGGUGAUCAAACGGUCGCCCAAGUACGGCGGGAUAAUGCUGUGGUCCAAGUUCUAUGAUGACCAAACUGGGUAUAGCCGCGCCGUCAGGUCUCGGGUGUAA